GAAUACAUAAGUACAGCAAGAAGCGCACAGUCACCAUUGGUUACAAAAACCAGAAUUAAAAGAUUUUAACAGAGCCAAAAGGUACGCCAGAAAAACAGAAAAUCAGAGUCCCAAGUCCUGUCUCCACUAUGGUGCAGGGAAUAAUAGGAACUGCAGAUGCCGGAGAAUCCGAGAUCACGAGGAGUGGAGCUGGAUGAACACAGCAGGCCAAGUACCACCACAGGGGCAGAAAAGCUGACGUUUCGGGAGGGUCUAGGCCCGAAACGUCAGCUUUCCUGCUCGGCCUUCUGUCUUCAUCCAGCUCCACCCCUUGUGAUUUCGAAUCCACUAUGGUGCAGGUGCUACUCCAAUCUCUAGGAACCCAGGAGGCGGCCGUCGCAGCCAUGCGAAAAGCCCGUUUUCACUGCCGACUGUUACUGCCUUACCGGCCCGUUCUCACCGCCGAACUGGCCCACUCUUGAUCUGCCGCCAUCGUUCCGGCCGCUGCUCGAUCCACAGUCGUUACAAGACACGGCCCGCACUUUCAGCUUCUGCCACACGGUUUCCGGUCAUGACCGAACUCCUCAGAUUUUGAUCUACAAGAGAAUCACUGGUUAAAGAGGGUAGAAAAGUGGAGUUGUACCACAGUUAAAUCACCUGCUAUCUUACUAAAGUGACGAGGACCAGAGGGGCAGCCGGGAAGGAAAGCAGUGAGUAUAAAUACUCACCCUUCGACGCCAACGGCCAUUUGGAGUGCGAGCAGCAGCGGAGGUAAGACGAACCCGGAAGACUGCAGCUAAGGUAAGGCAAUUUUUAAAAAUUACCUACCGGUAGCGGGCAGUGGUGUUUUCUGUUUCACAGAAGGAGCGGGAGCAGCGGAGGAAGUGACGAGGACCAGAGGGGCAGCCGGGAAGGAAAGCACUGACCGUAUAUAUCAGCAAGGCGGCUAAACCCGAGACUCUACAACUGCAGUGUCUCCCACCCGCCCUCCUCCUCUAACCUAGUUAAUAAGAACUUGGUUAUGGCAACAGUAUUGGUAGCAGCAAGUAGACCCAGCACAGACUCGAGUGGCCCUAAUGUGGACUCAUAGCAGUGGUGGCAGAGAGAGCUUUGGUUUCUGGCAGCUUCUGCAUCGACAAGGCACUCCUAGCACCGACUCAUGGCUGCUGUGGUGGAGACAAGUUUGGGUUCCUGGCAACACCUGCGUCCAGAGGAGAUUCAUGAAGACAGUGCUGGUAAUGAACUUAGGUCCAGCACAAGACCCUGCGGCAUAAGCAGCUGCUGUAUCGGUGAAUUGGGACUGAAGUGUACUGACGGCAGCAGCAGAGUCGAGCUUGGCUGGUAUGGUACCUGGUGGCAUUUGCAUUGGCAAGGAUUCAUAGCAGUGAAUACAUCAGUGAAGGGUCACGAACUUGAAAAGGUGGUGGAAGCUGAAUCUUUGAAAAUUUUUAAGGCAGAAGUGGAUAUAUUCUUGAGCAGGCCUGAAGAUCCAAGGUCCCACUCCUGCUCCAAAUUUCCAUGUUUGUACGUAAGGACAUAUUUCAUUCAAUUACCCAGGUCAGGAAAGAUGACUAUAAUGACAGAGAUAAUAGGAACUGCAGAUGCUGGGGAAUCUGAGAUAACAAGGCUUUCACAUGUGCAGCUGAAGUUGGUGGAGAUGAUUAAUCACAAAUCCUCAGAUGAACACAGUUCUUCAUAGGUUGCACUGCAACAAAACUGCUACAGAUCACACUCCAAGUCAGAUAAUCUCAAGUCAGUGAGCCCAUUAGUCAGAUAGUUGAGUUAACAAGUAUCAGAGAUAAUGGGAACUGCAGAUGCUGGAGAUUCCAAGAUAAUAAAAUGUGAGGC
Stegostoma tigrinum is the source of this 1827-nucleotide messenger RNA. RefSeq lists its product as uncharacterized. The coding region runs from base 1139 to 1678 and encodes 179 amino acids. Lineage: Eukaryota; Metazoa; Chordata; Chondrichthyes; Orectolobiformes; Stegostomatidae. The transcript has 7 exons. The record is from RefSeq and is a predicted model, not a curated record.